CCCCCGUACGUGAUCAACCUGGACCCGGCCGUGCGCGACCUGCCCUUCCCCGCCAACAUCGAUAUCAGGGACACCGUGAAGUACAAAGAAGUAAUGAAGCAAUAUGGGCUGGGCCCGAAUGGUGGAAUAGUGACCUCUCUCAAUCUCUUUGCUACGAGAUUUGAUCAGGUGAUGAAGUUUAUUGAAAAAAGACAAAAUGCAUCCAAGUAUGUUAUUAUUGACACACCAGGGCAAAUUGAGGUGUUCACCUGGUCAGCAUCAGGAGCCAUCAUAACCGAGGCCUUGGCUUCCUCGUUUCCUUCAGUUGUUGUCUAUGUGAUGGAUACCUCUCGCAGCACUAACCCCAUCACCUUUAUGUCCAACAUGCUGUAUGCCUGCAGUAUCCUGUACAAGACGAAGCUGCCUUUCAUUGUUGUCAUGAACAAAACUGACAUCAUUGACCACAGUUUUGCUGUAGAAUGGAUGCAGGACUUUGAGACUUUUCAGGAUGCCCUGAAUCAAGAGACAUCCUAUAUCAGUAACUUGACUCGUUCUAUGAGUUUAGUGCUGGAUGAAUUUUACAGUUCACUGAAG
This is a messenger RNA of Mesitornis unicolor (brown roatelo), 573 nucleotides long. RefSeq names its product GPN-loop GTPase 1 (gene GPN1). The transcript has 8 exons. Lineage: Eukaryota; Metazoa; Chordata; Aves; Mesitornithiformes; Mesitornithidae. The record is from RefSeq and is a predicted model, not a curated record. Gene Ontology annotation, molecular function: GTPase activity. The annotation marks the transcript as partial.